Messenger RNA from Naegleria lovaniensis, 1539 nucleotides. RefSeq lists its product as uncharacterized. Bases 1 to 1539 code for a protein of 512 amino acids. The record is from RefSeq and is a predicted model, not a curated record. Gene Ontology annotation, molecular function: heme binding; oxidoreductase activity, acting on paired donors, with incorporation or reduction of molecular oxygen; iron ion binding. NCBI's taxonomy places the organism in Eukaryota, Heterolobosea, Eutetramitea, Acrasida, Naegleriidae. The transcript has 5 exons.
AUGUCCUCCUCUCUACCAGCAUCAUCGUUCCAAUUUUGGGGUUUGAGUGAUUUUUACACAACACUCUUGACAGCCCUUGGAGUCAUUCUCAUUGGAUAUUUCAUUUGGCUCUUCAUUGGUAUUUACUCUCAAUGCUCAAAAUUAGGUCACAUUCCUGGAACUUGGCAAGUAUGGUUCGCACCUUUUCGAAUUCCCUUCUUUGCUCCUUAUUUAUAUUUGGGAUCUAUGGGUUCAAUUCCUCAAUUAGCUCAAAUGAUGGGAGAUGCAGAGACUCAAACAUUACGAAUUUCUCUAGCUCAGAGAUCGAUCAUUUGGGUUUCAGAUCCAGAAAUGUUAAAAGAACUUUUAGUGACCAAAGCCAAUAAUUUUUCCAAGCCAAAACAAAUCUAUGAAGUGUUAAAUCCUUUUGAUAAGGGAAAUAAUGUGUUGACAGCUCCUCAUACCGAAGAAUGGAAGAAACAUUUUAAAAUUUGUAGUCCUGGAUUCUCUUCAAAGAACUUGGAGUACAUGUGUAAAAUUGCUGUGGAAUCGACGGAUUUAAUGUUCAAGAAAUGGGAUGAAAAAUUACAACAAUGUUCACAGUUUGUUUUGAAUGUAGGAGAUUAUUCGGAUAUUACUUUGGAUGUUUUAGGUAAAGCAGGAUUUGGAGUUGAUUUUGGUAUCUUUUCUUCUAAUGAAGAAGGACGUCAACUCAGACAAACCAUGGAUAUCAUUAUGAGAAGAGGAAUGAUUUUAAAAAGAUUUGUCAGACAUUUACCACUCCUUUAUAAAAUUCUUUCCAAUUGGUCAGGAGCAACACAAGCACUGGAAACAUGUUCCAAGAUUUUAGACAAGAUUAUUAAUCAAAGAAGAGAAGAAGUGAAGAACAGAACCAGUUCAGAUGUCGACGAUGGAAAGAAUGAUAUUUUAAGUUUACUCGUUGAAGCCAAUACUAUUGAGAACUUGUUAACUGAUGAUGAACUCAAGAGCAAUGCAUUUAUUUUGACAUUGGCUGGACAUGAGACGACCUCUACUCUCUUACAAUGGACCACAUUUGAACUUUCUAAAAGACCUGAAAUUCUGAAAAAACUACAAACUGAAGUCACUCGAGUGUUAAAUGGAAGAAAUCCAACCUAUGACGAUUACAAUUCACUUGAAUAUGUCAAUGCUGUCAUUAUGGAGUUGGCAAAGAAAGAUACUACUCUUGGAAAAUAUCAAAUUCCAAAAGGAUCUUUUAUUAAUGCAUUUAUUCUUAAUGUUCACAAAAAAGAAUCUAUUUGGAAGAAUGCAGAUGAAUUUGAUCCAGAGAGAUUUAAAGAUGCAGAGACCAGAGAUCGAGUUCAACAUGAUUUUACAUGGAUGCCUUUCUCAAUGGGAAAUCGAAAAUGUAUUGGUUAUCGAUUCUCAUUAUUGGAAGCAUGUAUGAUUUUAACCAAACUUGUUCAAAAGUAUGAUUUUGUGUUAUUGAAUGACGAAGAGAAAGAUCCAGUUGGAUGUUCUGUUCGUGUCGUACAGAGACCAACUAAUUUGAAAGUAAGAGUUUCAAAGAGAGAGCAUUGA